Messenger RNA from Capronia epimyces CBS 606.96, 915 nucleotides. RefSeq names its product L-fuculose-phosphate aldolase. Lineage: Eukaryota; Fungi; Ascomycota; Eurotiomycetes; Chaetothyriales; Herpotrichiellaceae. Gene Ontology annotation, cellular component: cytoskeleton. The record is from RefSeq and is a predicted model, not a curated record. The coding region runs from base 1 to 915 and encodes 304 amino acids. Gene Ontology annotation, molecular function: actin filament binding. The transcript is spliced from 3 exons.
AUGGCACCGCUACUCGGGGGUGACUCUCCGGCGGUGGAGUACACUGUGAAAGAUCUUUCUUCGGUCAAAGAUACAGGCGCCCAACCUCAAGAAAACCGCGCCAGUCACAGUUCCAACGCUUUGCAGGCCCUAAGCCAGGGCGUCACGCUGCCCGGUCGGCCCGUCUUUACAGACCACGAGAAAGCCAGACAGCAUAUGUUGGAGCACAUGGCGGGAGCAUUCAGAGUGUUGGCUCGACAUGGUUGCGUCGAAGGGAUCAGCGGCCAUAUCUCACUAAGAGACCCUGAAGACCCGAACGUUUUCUGGACAAACCCCCUCGGAAUCCACUUCGCACUCCUCAAGCCCGAUGACAUGGUCUUACUCAAUGAAGAAGGAUCGGUCGUGGGUGGCAAUACAAAACAUCCGGCGAACGCAGCAGGAUUUCUCAUCCACAGAGCAUUACACAAAGCCCGAGCUGACGUCAAUGCGGCAUGCCAUUUUCAUUCGCCCCACGGAAAGGCGUGGUCUGCUUUCGCGCAGCCGCUAGAGAUGAUAAACCAAGAUGUCGCGAUUUUCCUCGGUGCCGCGCAGGCCGUGUACGGUGAAUUUGGCGGUGUUGUACUGAAGGACGAAGAAUCACAAGCCCUAGCCAAAAGCCUUGGAAAUGAGGGCAAGGGAAUGAUUCUGAGAAACCAUGGUCUGCUCACUGUCGGCAGUACUGUCGAUGAAGCAGCGUACUUGUUCAUGUUGAUGGAACGAAGCUGCCAGAUCCAGCUGGAGGCUGAUGCAGCGGCAGCAUCCGGCCGGAAAAAGGUAUACAUCAGUGAUGAGGCUGCUAAGUAUACAUUCGAAAUGACGAGUGAUCCUGACAGCUUGUACGCCGAGUUUCAGCCGUACCUCCAAUAUGAGGCAGCAAUGUCAACAAUCCAUCGGUGA